Molecule: messenger RNA, 891 nt
Organism: Emys orbicularis (European pond turtle)
Lineage: Eukaryota; Metazoa; Chordata; Testudines; Emydidae
Gene: CCND3
Product: cyclin D3
Exons: 5
Coding region: 1-891 (296 amino acids)
Biological process (GO): mitotic cell cycle phase transition; regulation of cyclin-dependent protein serine/threonine kinase activity
Cellular component (GO): cytoplasm; nucleus; cyclin-dependent protein kinase holoenzyme complex
Molecular function (GO): cyclin-dependent protein serine/threonine kinase regulator activity
Source: RefSeq, a predicted model, not a curated record
AUGGAGCUGCUGUGCGUGGAGGGGGGCCCCCGUGUGCCCAGGGCGGAGCGGGACCCCCAGCUGCUGGGGGACCGGCGGGUGCUGCAGAACCUGCUGAGCCAGGAGGAGCGCUAUAGCCCCCGGGUCUCCUACUUCCAUUGCGUGCAGAAAGAGAUCAAGCCGUUCAUGCGGAAGAUGCUGGCUUUUUGGAUGCUGGAGGUGUGUGAGGAGCAGAAGUGCGAAGAGGAGGUCUUCCCCUUGGCCAUGAACUACGUGGAUCGCUACCUUUCUUCGGUCCCUACUCGAAAAAAUCACUUGCAGCUUCUGGGGGCCGUCUGCAUGCUCCUGGCUUCCAAGCUGCGAGAGACCAUGCCCCUGACUGUGGAGAAACUCUGCAUUUACACAGACAAUUCCAUCACACCACAACAACUCUUGGACUGUGAGGUCCUCGUCCUUGAGAAGCUAAAGUGGGACCUGGUGUCGGUGAUAGCGAAUGACUUCUUGGCUCACAUCCUCUAUCGGCUCCCGCUGCCCACGGACAAGGUAGAGCUGGUGAAGAAGCACGCACAGACCUUCAUCGCCUUGUGUGCCACAGAUUACACCUUUGCUAUGUACCCUCCAUCCAUGAUUGCAACGGGCAGCAUUGGCGCAGCGAUUCACGGCCUGUCUGUCUCGGCUAACUCUUUCUCCGGUGAAGCACUCACGGAGCUGCUGGCCAGCAUUACUGGCACAGAGGUGGACUGCCUGAAAGCGUGUCAAGAGCAGAUUGAGGCAGCCUUAGCUGAGAGCCUGAAACAGGCUUCCCAAUCCCAGCAGGAAUACAGCUCCAGGAAGACUCCCGACUACCCGGCCAGCCAGAACGGCAGCAUGACCAGCACGCCUACAGACGUCACAGACAUCAACCUGUCAUGA